This is a messenger RNA of Lathyrus sativus (Indian pea), 345 nucleotides long. Lineage: Eukaryota; Viridiplantae; Streptophyta; Magnoliopsida; Fabales; Fabaceae. The record is from the annotation of a GenBank genome assembly.
AUGUUUGAAACUUUUAACAGUGUUAUAAUUGGACCAAGACAAAAGCCAAUUAUAAUAAUGAUGGAGGAGAUUAGAGGGUACCUCAUGGAUAGAUGUGCAACUAAUAGAGCCAAGAUUGAAGAGUAUAGAAAAUUUGUUCUUCCAAUAAUUAAAAAAUUGCUUGAAAGAAGGAAAGACAUGUCUAGGUUUUUUAUACCAAGGUUGUCAGGUGACAUGAUUUAUGAAGUGAGGCAUACAAGUUUGAGUGGUGAAAAAUUUACAGUUGACCUCAGAAGGUUGGAGUGCUCUUGUAGGAGUUGGAUGCUAACUGGCAUACCAUGCUACCAUGUAAUUUCUUACAUGUAG